Molecule: messenger RNA, 754 nt
Organism: Phaethon lepturus (White-tailed tropicbird)
Lineage: Eukaryota; Metazoa; Chordata; Aves; Phaethontiformes; Phaethontidae
Product: serine/threonine-protein phosphatase 2A 55 kDa regulatory subunit B gamma isoform
Exons: 6
Biological process (GO): peptidyl-serine dephosphorylation
Cellular component (GO): cytosol; protein phosphatase type 2A complex
Molecular function (GO): protein phosphatase regulator activity; protein binding
Source: RefSeq, a predicted model, not a curated record
AUGAGACUUCUGAACUUCUGCCUGUAUGGUUGGGCUGAUAUUAUUUCUACAGUUGAGUUCAACCACACUGGAGAACUGCUGGCUACUGGUGACAAGGGGGGUCGGGUUGUUAUAUUCCAAAGGGAACCUGAGAGUAAAAAUGAGCCUUACAAUCAGGGGGAGUACAAUGUUUACAGCACUUUCCAGAGCCAUGAACCUGAAUUUGAUUAUUUGAAGAGCUUGGAGAUAGAAGAAAAAAUAAACAAGAUCAAGUGGUUACCACAGCAAAAUGCAGCUCACUCACUUUUAUCAACAAAUGAUAAAACAAUCAAAUUAUGGAAAAUUACUGAAAGAGACAAGAGACCAGAGGGGUACAACUUAAAAGAUGAAGAAGGAAAACUUAAAGAUCUUUCUACAGUAACAUCACUGCAGGUGCCUGUGUUGAAACCUAUGGAUUUGAUGGUAGAAGUCACUCCCCGGAGAAUCUUUGCUAAUGGUCACACCUAUCAUGUCAACUCAAUAUCUGUCAACAGUGACUGUGAGACAUACAUGUCAGCAGAUGAUCUCAGGAUUAACCUCUGGCAUUUAGCAAUCACAGAUAGGAGCUUCAACAUUGUAGAUAUAAAGCCAGCCAAUAUGGAGGACCUGACGGAAGUGAUUACAGCCUCUGAGUUUCAUCCCCAUCACUGCAAUCUCUUUGUCUACAGCAGCAGCAAAGGAUCCCUGAGACUCUGCGACAUGAGGGCAUCGGCUCUCUGUGACAAACAUUCCAAGC